CCCCCCCCCCAUGGUGAUGAGCAUUCACGGAAGCCAUGCCUUUUCUAUUAGGACAUUGAUCCACUGAAUUGUAGCUUUUGCAUUUAUAGUGCUAUAUUCCAUGAUUUUAGAUUUAGACCUCCAAGAUGAUAUAAUGAAUGGCCAAUUGGAUAUGUAAACCCUCAUUCAUAUUGUGUUACUCAACAGUGUUCUGGAGAAAAGCAGAAUUCAUAUCCAGCAAACAUAAUUGCUGCCAUCUUUGAUGUUGAGCUUAUCCUCCAUUACUCGGUAAUAGCAGACACUGAAUUCCAGAUGUGUGAGUGCAUACUCUUAAGUAAGAACAGUCAGUAGUUUUCACUUUAAGGCUGAGAGGUUCCUCAUCAAAAAGCAUCCACUACAAAUAAGGCUGAAGGACCAGUGAAUAUAAUUUAUGACAUGUUCGUGAUCUUGUUGAUUUGGCCUUCCUGAUCAAUAUUUCAAAUCAGGUUUGAUUAUCAUUAAGCACUUUGGCCAAGAUAAAUGUUUUACUCAUUUUACCUUAAUAAGGAGCUUUUAUUACAUAUUCACAGUUUACAAAGUCAUGCAUUAAUCAAAAUUAAUAUCCGUGCAGCUUGCAAGCAUCAACCAUCAAAUUAGAUUAUUGCUGGCCAUAUCCACGCGCACUCGAGCUUCCAUGCUGCCCACUGUUCAUAGAAGGUCUCCAAAGUCCCUGUGAAUGACCCAUGCUCCCUUUCCAAGGACCCAUAGGCAUGAACAUAAGCCUGGAAGAAGAGCAGGCGGCCAACUUGGGUAGAACCCUCAAAUGCCUACUGCCUGGAUCCAUGAAUGACCAUCUUGAAUAGGCCCAGGAUCAAAUUGACAGGGAGAUUGCCAUAUCCACCCACUCCCUCUGUAUUGUGUGACCAAAGAUCAGUAGCGUGGGGCUGAAAUGUAACCAAAGUUUGAGGAGCAGCCCCUUUAGAGAAAUGUAUACCAUGUGGUUUAGUGACAGGGUACUGUAGACUGCAGUCAUUAUUUCCUGCAACAAUCUUUACCACAAGUACAUCUUGCAACUUGAUUUGUGGAUCUCGUGCAAGGCGCUCUUCCAUUUUAUGUUAAAUAAUUCUGAAUGGUUAAGAAAUACUAUUUCAACAAGCGGUACCAAUAGUUACCUUGGAUAGCCUUUGUCAUAUCCUACAAACAUUGACUCUCAUACCAGAACCACAAGCAUAAGCUGCAUUAAAACCUUGUUAUCAAUGAAAGAAAGAUCGAAGCCUCAACUUUAUCUCAGGGAGAUCCUUAAGUACUGUACGCACCCAAAAACUACAUCCAUCAACACUGCCUUCAGAGAGAGUUCAAACUUUCAAUUACAUCAGGACCCUUUCUUGAGCGAUGGAAUGAAAAUGUUCCACAUUUUGAAAGAAGUCGCUCAUGUCUCAAAGUUUGAGCAUUAUUCAAAUGGUGAGUAAAAUCCAUUAGAUCCUUGGAUGGAAUUACUAACCAUACUGUAUCAUCAUCAAAAAGUAUGAAGAUUCUUUCAGUGGUCUGUGCCAGCCCAAGAACUGCAAACAUACCGUACAAUACAUCUUUGAUGAUGGUUGAGUCCAAUGGUUUAUAGUGAAUGGCAAUUUCUCACCUCUUUGAAUCCAUAGUCCAAUAUUGUAAUGAACUUGAAGCUUAAAUAUCCAUAAUGUUCAAAUUAACUACCAACAUUUUCCCAGCAAUCCCAUAGGAUCACAAUUCAAAGCCCAAUUUGAGAUAGAAGAAUUGAAUUCGAAAGGAUAGGCUUGAAAGGAUGGGCUUCAAAUCUUAUAGAAUGUUUCGAGGAUGUAACUAGUAGAGUGGAUAAGGGAGAGCUAGUGGAUAUGUUAUAUCUGGACUUUCAGAAGGCUUUCAACAAGGUCCCACAUAAGAGAUUAGUAUGCAAACUGAAAGCACACGGUAUUGGGGGUUCAGUAUUGAUGUGGAUAGAGAACUGGCUGGCAGACAGGAAGCAAUUAGUAGGAGUAAACGGGUCCUUUUCAGAAUGGCAGGCAGUGACUAGUGGGGUACCGCAAGGCUCAAUGCUGGCACCCCAGCUAUUUACAAUAUAUAUUAAUGAUUUGGACAAGGGAAUUGAAUGCAACAUCUCCAAGUUUGCAGAUGACACGAAGCUGGGGGGUAGUGUUAGCUGUGAGGAGGAUGCUAGGAGGCUGCAAGGUGACUUGGAUAGGUUGGGUGAGUGGGAAAAUGCAUGGCAGAUGCAGUAUAAUGUGGAUAAAUGUGAGGUUAUCGACUUUGGUGGCAAGAACAGGAAAGUAGACUAUUAUCUGAAUGGUGGCCGAUUAGGAAAAGGGGAGAUGAAACGAGACCUGGGUGUCAUGGUACACCAGUCAUUGAAAGUAGGCAUGCAGGUGCAGCAGGCAGUGAAGAAAGCGAAUGGUAUGUUAGCAUUCAUAGCAAAAGGAUUUGAGUAUAGGAGCAGGGAGGUUCUACUGCAGUUGUGCAGGGCCUUGGUGAGGCCACACCUGGAGUAUUGUGUACAGUUUUGGUCUCCUAAUCUGAGGAAAGACAUUCUUGCCAUAGAGAGAGUACAGAGAAGGUUCACCAGACUGAUUCCUGGGAUAGCAGGACUUUCAUAUGAAGAAAGACUGGAUAGACUCGGCUUGUACUCGCUAGAAUUUAGAAGAUUGAGGGGGAAUCUUAUAGAAACUUACCAAAUUCUUAAGGGGUUGGACAUAGUGGUGAAUCUGUGGAAUUCUCUGUCAUAGAGGGUGGGUGAGGCCAGUUCAUUGGCUAUAUUUAAGAGGGAAUUAGAUGUGGCCCUUGUGGUUAAAGGGAUCAGUGGGUAUGGAGAGAAGGCAGGUACAGGAUACUGAGUUGGAUGAUCAGCCAUGAUCAUAUUGAAUGGCGGUGCAGGCUCGAAGGGCCGAAUGGCCUACUCCUGCACCUAUUUUCUAUGUUACUAUAACGAUUCAUGUCUCCAUUAACUCAAAAACUGUGGCUUAUUUUGAUAGAAUGUACUAAUAAUGUUAAUGAUAGUGCUUAUCAGCACUGUGAGGAUUUACAUUAGUGGUGGAAGAUGGUUCAAGUUAACAUGACAUCUUGUGACUGUAAAAGCUGAAUAAUAUUUGACAAUGUUAAUAUGUUGAAUUAUAUGAAACUAUUUCCAUUAGCUAUGGAUGGCCAAACAAAACAUCUGACAGUAUAUAUCAAUGAUUACACAACCACCAAAACAACUGAAAAAUAUUAAUGGAAUCAUAUAGAGCAUAAAGAUCCCAUUUCACAACAAGACUGUGGGUAAUUUGCAUUGCUAUUCUUUUAAAUAUAUAUAUAUUAUUAGGAAAUGUGCAUUGAAAGGUCAGGAUUUAUUACCCAUCCAGAACUGCCCUUGAACUGAGUGGUUUGCUGGGCUUUCUGAGUCAAACUCAUCAAUGGUGUUGGAGUCUCAUGUAGGUCAGACCAUAUAAGGAUGGGAGAUAUCCAUGUAAAAGGAAAUGUGUGGAGCAUGUUUUUUUUUACACAGAGAGUGGUGGAGGCCUGGAAUGCACAGCCAGGUGUGGCAGUGAAGGAAGAUACAAUAGUGACAUUUAAGUGACUUUUGAAUAGGCACAUGGAUAUGCAGGUGAUAUGGAUCACAUGCAGGCAGAUGAGAUUAAUUUAUCUUGGGAUCAUGUUCGGCACAGACAUUGUGGGCUGAAGGGCCGGUUGCUGUGCUGUACUGUUCAUUGUAUGUCCUCCCCUUAAUGACAGUGGUGAACCAGAUGGGCUUUUAUGAUAAUCCAGUAUUUUUUUUCCUAAUCUUUUUUGAAACAUUUGUAAAAAAUCAGAAUAAUUAUUAUUGUUAAAAUCCGCAUUUGCUGUGUUGGGAUGGGAAUUCUAAUCUCCAAAAAUUGUUAGGCCUACACAACCAAAGAGCAGUGCUAAACUACUAUCUACAACUUUGGUGACCCUAUCCCUGAUCAGGCUUUGCUGGCUUUACCUUGCAUUAAAUGUUAUCACCAUCAUGUAUCUAUACACUGUAAAUGGGUCAAUUCUAAUCAUGUAAUGUGUUUCUGCUGACUGGAUAGCAUGCAGCAAAAAGCUUUUCAUUGUACCUCAGUACACGUGACAAUAAACUAAACUGAACUGAACAGGAUUGGCUGCUACUAUAACUGCUUCAGAUUCAUCAUACCUUUGGAAUUCUACCUCCCUGCGAGUUAAAAGCCAGUGAAAGAAGUUAGAGCAAUAGUCAUAGACAUACAGUGUGGAAACAGGCCCUUUGGCCCAACUUGCCCACAUGUCCCAGCUAGUAGUCCCAUCUGCCUGGUUUGGUCCAUAUCCCUCCAAACCUGUCCUAUCCAUGCACCUGUCUAACUGUUUCUUAAAUGUUGUGAUAGUCCCUGCCUUAACUGCCUCCUUUGGCAGCUUGUUCCAUCCACCCACCACCCUUUGUGUGAAAAAGUUACCUCUCAGAUUCCUAUUAAAUAUUUUCCCCUUUACCUUAAACCCAUGUCCUCUGGUAGAUCCUAAGUGAAAAAAUAAAUAAACGUAUGCUGACGUGUCGUUAUACAAAAUUAUGUCAGGGGGAUAAGGAAUGGAGAUUUGCUUGGAGGUUGUCCAGCAAACUGUGUCAAGUCAGAAAGUAGAGGAGAGUGGGCGCUGGGACCCGGCCGCUCCUCUCAAUGCGUUGCAGACGAGUCAGUAAUGACACGCCCAUUGCUGGCAUCAUAUUGAGUCCGGGGGCUUUAUUCAAAACACUAAGGAGAAAUCGGUUGAUGGCAAAUACAUCAUUCCGCCGUCCAGCUGAGAAUACGACAUUAGAGGACAGAAGGGUUUUUAAAAACACACACAAAAAAAAAGCCAAAAAAGCCCGCACCAAGAAAGUCCGGCCAUGUGGCUUCGCUUCAGCAACGUGUUUUGUCAACAGAUGGAAUAGAAUAUUCAAUAAGCAAAGGCUGCUGACGAGACCAGCGGCUACGAGAAGGGACAAUGGGCACAACGCUGGUGCUGUCGGGGAUGUGUGAGUACUGAAACACUUAUCGCCAAAAACCCCCAACAAAAUAAGAGCAAGGUCGUGGUUUUAGUUGUUAAAAAUGACUCAUCUGCAGCCUGGGCUCCGCGCUGAAACCAUUGAGAAAUCUCGGCUGGAGCUGAACGAGAACGCGGAUGCCUUGCACCAGGACAUCCAGCAGGUCAGAGACAUGAUCAUCACCCGCCCGGAUAUCGGCUUCCUCCGCACGGACGAUGCAUUCAUCCUGCGCUUUCUGAGAGCCAGGAAGUUUAACCACUUCGAGACCUUCAAAUUGCUGGCUCAGUAUUUCCAGUAUCGUCAACAAAACCUGGACAUGUUUAAAAACUUCAAAGCAGACGACCUCGGCAUCAAACGGGCUCUGAUGGAUGGCUUUCCAGGAGUCCUCCAACAGACGGAUCACUACGGGAGGAAGAUCCUGGUGCUGUUUGCUGCCAACUGGGACCAGAGUAGGAAUACCUUUGUGGACAUUCUCCGAGCUAUUCUCCUGUCCCUGGAAAUCCUGAUUGAAGAUCCAGAGUUACAGAUAAAUGGAUUUGUGUUAAUUAUAGACUGGAGUAAUUUCACAUUCAAACAAGCCUCCAAACUGACUCCCACCAUUCUGAGACUAGCCAUAGAGGGAUUGCAGAUUUUUCUUCAUGGCAACAACCUAAACAGCUUGCACCAGCUAAUCCAUCCCGAAUAUCUGCCGUCCGAGUUUGGAGGUACCCUACCCCCGUAUGACAUGGGAACCUGGGCACGGACACUGCUGGGUCCAGACUACAACGAUGAAACUGAAUAUACAUACAAUUCCUACAACUCGAUGCAUGUAAAAGAUGCGCUGGAUGAUUGUGAAAAAAGUUGCUCUCCCAAGCAUAUGAGGAGGUCGCAGUCAGUGGUGGAACCAGGUGUGCUGAAGCACGAAGACAGAGAUGAUGAUAACACCCAGCCACUACUGGCUCUGGAUUGAACAGUGCUCAUUACAUGGCUGGAUCUCAGAGGUGCAAACAUUUAUGGAGCAUUUGCUUAAACCAAGUCACUUUCAUCCUCGUGUUUUUUCCAUCAAAAUGGCAAAAUUCGGGUAUCAUCAGCUUUCUUGUCAGAACAGCCAGAAAUUGAUUAAAAUUGUGAAAUUCUGUAAAAUAAGGAACCUGAACGAUUUUCUAUCUGUGGUAGAUAACCAGUCAGUGGCUUUGGAAGGAUUACAGAUAUUGGUACUUUAAUUAUGGAAGAAAGGGGAAAAUCCAUAAAUACAGAACAAUUUAAGUCUUGAUAACAGGCAUGUAAUUUUCCAACACAUUUGUGCCUUCCCAAGAAAGGCAGUGCUUUUAUAUUUCAAUAUCAGAUUGGAAAACUCAAAAUGGACAAGUUUCAAACUGAAGACAGGAAUGAAAAAAAUGUUUAUUGAUGUGCCAAAGAUCUAAUAGAUCCAAUCCUAAUAGAUCCAAUCCUAUUUAUUUUCUGAAUGAGCAGCAAACGUCUAUCAAUGUAUUUUAGUUAAAUUCAGUAAACUUUCAACCAACUUUGCCAACCACAACCACAAAGCAUAAUUGGACAAAUAAACAAGAAUUGAUCAUGU
Messenger RNA from Leucoraja erinaceus (little skate), 6506 nucleotides. RefSeq names its product clavesin-1-like. Gene Ontology annotation, molecular function: phosphatidylinositol bisphosphate binding. The transcript is spliced from 5 exons. Bases 5013 to 5897 code for a protein of 294 amino acids. Lineage: Eukaryota; Metazoa; Chordata; Chondrichthyes; Rajiformes; Rajidae. The record is from RefSeq and is a predicted model, not a curated record. Gene Ontology annotation, cellular component: membrane.